AUGGCUACCCGGAGUACUCCAUCUUAUUACAUCGGUCUUGCAGUCAUCUUCGCAUAUGGCGUUCGUGCCUACACCCCUGGCCCUACGGCCUGUGCCAACUUGACUUCAAUCCUAGGGACUUCCAUAGUGAACAGUAACACCCUAAGCCCGGCCUAUAUUGAGAGCCGGACAGACUAUUGGAAUACUCUCCAAGAUGUAUACGAACCAUCUUGCAUCAUAUAUCCAUCCUCAGCACAGGAUGUCUCCGUUACCCUUCAAGCGGUUCGAGCAGCUGGGAGUCGAUUCGCGGUCAAAGCUGGUGGCCACAACCCUAAUACGUUCUUCUCCUCGGUUGAUGCGGGUGUCCUUAUUGAUUUGGGAAGCAUGACAGGAAUGUCAUAUGACCCUGAUACUACACUAGCAACGUAUGAACCUGGCAGUUUGUUUGGAGAUCUCUAUGACUACUACGUGCAAUACAACCGCACCGUUGUUGGUGCGAGGUUGGCAGGAGUCGGUACUGGUCUGGCUCUUGGUGGCGGUCUAAGCUAUCUUUCCCCUCAGUAUGGUAUGGCCUGCGACUCGUUCCGGGAACUGGAGAUAGUCUUACCCAGCGGUGAUAUUGUCACUGCAUCUAAUACCUCUGAGUAUUCCGACCUUUUUUUCGCUUCACGCGGUGGUGGUGGGAACGCAUAUGGUGUGGUUACCAAGUAUACUGUGCAGUCACGUCCGAUAGGAGAACUCUACGCUGGGAACAUCAUCUAUCUGUUUGAGCAGGUUGAUGCAGUUGCAAGCGCGAUCGAAAACUUUAUCCAGUACAACGAAGAUCCCAAAGCAAGCAUUAUCGGCACCUAUGAGAUUCUUGGAACACCCGAUCUAGAACUAGACUUGGAUCAAGCAGUCAUCAUGUUUCUUGUCUAUGAUGGCACGGAUCCAGGUGAUGCAUUUUCUAAUUUCACAAGCAUCCCCUAUCUCCUCAACCUCAUGGGUAAUAAGACCUACCCAGAGGUAGCAAAUAUGCCUAUCCCACUGUCAACCGAACUUUCGCGCGGUGAAAAUAUCUUCCGUGUUGGUGUACAUAGGAUUGGAGAUGGAGGAUAUGCGGCCGCUUUAGAUGCAUGGCGCACUUGGGCAGAGGAUAACAAAGGCAGCUACGUUCUGACCUCGUUAGACUUUCAGCCUAUCCCUUUGAGUCUGACGGAGGCUAGCAAAUCUCAAGGCGGAAACGCGAUGCAAAUGCCCGACGGACCCUGGUUCUGGGUCAAUUAUCUAAUCUCGUCAAGCCCUCUUCUAACAAGCUCAGAGUAUGACGCUGUCCAAGCCAGUUUUCGUGAUAUGGUAGCAAAUGUAAGCAAUGCGGAAGGGCUACCACUGUUCAUCAACGAUGCGAAUAAGGAUCAGAAUCCUCUCACGACAUUCUCGACGUACUCAACGUUGCAGCAGAUCAAGCAAAAAUACGAUCCGGAUGAUUUCUUCUCCAACUACACUGGAGGAUGGUCAUUUGAUUAA
This is a messenger RNA of Talaromyces amestolkiae, 1485 nucleotides long. RefSeq lists its product as uncharacterized. Gene Ontology annotation, molecular function: oxidoreductase activity; FAD binding. Bases 1 to 1485 code for a protein of 494 amino acids. The record is from RefSeq and is a predicted model, not a curated record. NCBI's taxonomy places the organism in Eukaryota, Fungi, Ascomycota, Eurotiomycetes, Eurotiales, Trichocomaceae. The transcript has a single exon.